AUGGGAGUGAAGGAUUUCAUCACUUGGCAUCUGCUGGCUUUGUUUUUAAUUCCAUUUUGCCUGUGUCAAGAUGAAUACAUGGAGGUGAGCAGAAGAUCUAAUAAAGCGGUGGCCAAAGUAUUGCAAAGUCACCACCAGACUGGCCAUAAAGGUUCCAGCAGCAGGGAAAUUUUGAGACAGCGGAGUCAACUUAUAGAGUCGACUAUUGAUGAUGAUAAUAGCACUUCUACAGACCAAAAAGCCCAGAGACCAGAGGUAGAUGAUGUAGCACAGACUACCUCAGACAGAGUCCAGCCCCCUCCAAGUGGACCUCAACAUCCAGACUGCAGUAGCUGCUGCCGUGGAGAGUUUGGAUUUCGAGGCUAUCAAGGGCCACCGGGACCUCCAGGGCCUGCUGGGAUGCCAGGAAAUCAUGGGAACAAUGGAAAUAAUGGAGCACCUGGCAAUGAAGGAGCCAAAGGUGACAAAGGAGACAAGGGGGACCUGGGACCAAGGGGAGACCGUGGCCAUCACGGACCAAAAGGAGAGAAGGGUUACCCUGGGAUUCCACCGGAGCUUCAGAUUGCAUUCAUGGCUUCUAUGGCAACCCAUUUCAGCAAUCAGAACAGUGGGAUAAUCUUCAGUAGUGUUGAAACCAAUAUUGGAAACUUCUUUGAUGUUAUGACUGGUAGAUUUGGUGCCCCAGUGAAUGGGGUGUAUUUCUUCACCUUCAGCAUGAUGAAACAUGAGGAUGUGGAGGAAGUGUACGUGUACCUCAUGCACAAUGGAAAUACAGUUUUCAGUUUAUAUAGCUAUGAAUCAAAAGGAAAAGCUGACACAUCAGGAAACAGUGCAGUGCUAAAACUUGCCAAGGGAGAUGAAGUUUGGCUGCGAAUGGGGAACGGAGCACUCCAUGGAGAUCAUCAGCGUUUCUCCACCUUUGCUGGGUUUCUUCUUUUUGAAACAAAGUAA
Mauremys mutica (yellowpond turtle) is the source of this 951-nucleotide messenger RNA. RefSeq names its product C1q and TNF related 3 (gene C1QTNF3). Lineage: Eukaryota; Metazoa; Chordata; Testudines; Geoemydidae. Gene Ontology annotation, molecular function: protein binding. The record is from RefSeq and is a predicted model, not a curated record. The coding region runs from base 1 to 951 and encodes 316 amino acids. The transcript has 6 exons.